Molecule: messenger RNA, 1134 nt
Organism: Sorex fumeus (smoky shrew)
Lineage: Eukaryota; Metazoa; Chordata; Mammalia; Eulipotyphla; Soricidae
Product: olfactory receptor 5D13-like
Exons: 3
Coding region: 1-1134 (377 amino acids)
Biological process (GO): G protein-coupled receptor signaling pathway; sensory perception of smell
Cellular component (GO): membrane
Molecular function (GO): olfactory receptor activity; G protein-coupled receptor activity; odorant binding
Source: RefSeq, a predicted model, not a curated record
AUGAAGUCCCACGGAACCCAGAUAAUACGGAACUUUGGAACUUUGGACCCUGGACUCAACAGGACCCAGUUAUAUCAGUUUGCUAGUGGCAGAGUGAAAGAACAGAUACUGUGGGAACAAUGUGAAGGACAGAGUGACUUGAACAGACUUCGGCAAUCUUUCCUGAAUAAAGUUGACUCUGUUCUUUACAGUAUUGCAGAAAACCAGAGUGCUGAAGCCACAUUCAUUCUCCUGGGAUUUUCAGAAUAUCCUGCUCUCCAGAUACCUCUGUUCCUGUUAUUCUUAAUAAUUUAUGUUGUCGCUGUUGUAGGAAACCUGGGUAUGAUCUUGGUGAUCAAGAUCAAUCCCAAACUCCAUAUCCCAAUGUACUAUUUCCUCAGCCACUUAUCUUUUGUUGAUUUCUGUUAUUCUACAUCUGGUACACCCAAACUACUAGAAAACUUGAUUGUGGAAGACAAAACCAUCACAUUUGCAGAAUGUCUCACUCAAUUCUUCUUUCUGUGUUCCCUUGUGGUGACAGAAAUGUUCAUGUUGGCUGCGAUGGCCUAUGACCGAUUUGUGGCUGUUUGUAAACCUCUACAGUACACGACUGUUAUGUCCCAUAGGCUUUGUGCCACGUUGGUGGGUGCAUCAUACUCUUGGGGUAUAGUUUAUUCUGCCACUCUUAGCUACUUUCUACUGGAUUCAUCAUACAGAGGAAAGAAUGUCAUUAACAACUUUGUUUGUGAACACGCUGCCAUUGCCUCUGUCUCUUAUUCUGACCCUUACAUUAGUCAGCUGCUCCUCAAUAUUAUAGCUACCUUCAAUGAAGUCAGCACCCUCAUCGUCAUUCUUUCUUCCUAUACUUUCAUUUUUAUCACAGUUAUGAAGAUGUCUUCUUCAGGGGGUGCUCAGAAAGCCUUCUCCACUUGUGCCUCCCAUCUCACUGCCAUUACCAUCUUCCAUGGGACCAUCUUCUUUCUCUACUGUGUCCCUAACUCUGAAAGUUCAUGGCUGAUGGUUAAGGUGGGCUCUGUCUUUUACACUGUGGUUAUUCCCAUGCUCAACCCACUGAUCUACAGUCUUAGAAACAAAGUUGUGAAAGAAACUGUUAGGAAAUUAUUUCAUAUCAAAUUAUACAGUGAUAAAAUGUAA